Molecule: messenger RNA, 672 nt
Organism: Neopelma chrysocephalum (saffron-crested tyrant-manakin)
Lineage: Eukaryota; Metazoa; Chordata; Aves; Passeriformes; Pipridae
Product: histone H2A.J
Exons: 1
Coding region: 72-461 (129 amino acids)
Cellular component (GO): nucleosome
Molecular function (GO): DNA binding; structural constituent of chromatin; protein heterodimerization activity
Source: RefSeq, a predicted model, not a curated record
CGUUGCGUCAGUAGGACAGUGUCGGUUUAGCUACGAAGGUGAGGCUGAGCAUUGUGUCAGGUGCUUAAAGUAUGUCCGGCCGCGGGAAGCAGGGAGGCAAGGUCCGAGCCAAGGCCAAGUCGCGCUCGUCGCGGGCCGGGCUCCAGUUUCCUGUCGGUCGUGUCCACCGGUUGCUUCGGAAAGGUAACUACGCGGAGCGGGUGGGGGCUGGAGCUCCUGUCUAUAUGGCGGCUGUGCUGGAGUACCUGACGGCCGAGAUCCUGGAGCUGGCGGGCAACGCGGCCCGCGACAACAAGAAGACGCGCAUCAUCCCCCGCCACCUGCAGCUCGCCAUCCGCAACGACGAGGAGCUCAACAAGCUGCUGGGCAAGGUGACGAUCGCGCAGGGCGGCGUGCUGCCCAACAUCCAGGCCGUGCUGCUGCCCAAGAAGACUGAGAGCCAUAAAGCUAAAAGUAAAUAAGUUCGGUGAACAAAGCUACUCAGACUUAGCACGAGAUUUUAAACCAAAGGCUCUUUUCAGAGCCACCCACAGAGUCAGAAAAGAGUUGUGUUGCUUUUUUUACAAAGGUGCUCUCGUGCUGUCUUUACAUGCAGUAUUUUAAACUUUUGUUUCUACUGAAGCGGGAUCAUACAUUUGCUUUCUAACUCUCUUUGUUAAAAAUACUAUCAGU